Messenger RNA from Acanthochromis polyacanthus (spiny chromis), 4521 nucleotides. RefSeq names its product metabotropic glutamate receptor 7-like. The transcript is spliced from 10 exons. Gene Ontology annotation, cellular component: membrane. NCBI's taxonomy places the organism in Eukaryota, Metazoa, Chordata, Actinopteri, Pomacentridae. Gene Ontology annotation, biological process: G protein-coupled glutamate receptor signaling pathway; regulation of synaptic transmission, glutamatergic. Gene Ontology annotation, molecular function: group III metabotropic glutamate receptor activity. Bases 963 to 3695 code for a protein of 910 amino acids. The record is from RefSeq and is a predicted model, not a curated record.
ACAAUUGUCUUAUUAUUCAAGUCUAUAAGUGCUGUUAGUUCGCCUUGUUUACCUUCUCUCAUGUCUGAGGAGCGCCAACUUCCUGGAAAACCUCACUAUGAAGUGAUGCUAAUCUUUUUUUUCCCUCUCUCUCUCUCUCUCUCUCGCUCGCCAACUGAAUGACGUCUCACAUGGAAACGGGGCUGAAAACUCGGCGCACGCAGUGAAUCCCUUAGUGUGACUCAUUCAUUUUGAAUUAUGCGACCGGUUUCGGAGACGACGAAAAAGAAGGGGAUUUAAUUAAUAAGCUGUGUUUUGUCUUUAAAAAACAAUCUGCGCUUACACAUUUGCGCUAAUCGUUUCUUUUUUUUCUUUUCCUUUGGCCACUGUGGAAAUGAUUUGCGCCCCUGGGAGGCAGACGCCAACAGCCGAGCGAGCCAUCCCUGCGCUCCCGUGGACUUCAGUGCGAGAAGAAUGUCACCCACUUCUGCCGGUGUCCUAACGUUUUAAGUCUUGAUCCUAAGAGAUAAAUUCUUACAUUCUCUCCAUUUGGUGAUUUGAAUCGCGGGGCUUGCAAACAUCGCCUGUAUCAGUUUCUUCGCCGCGUUUUUUCUUCUCCUUUUGUGUUUCCAGUUUGGAUCUCGCAUAAAUGGACCAAAUCAGGCCAGUUCGUGUGCAGCGGCGCUUCUUUUAGGGAUAUUCUCUGACUGAUGGGAUGUAGCCCUUCCUGAAUUACGAGGAGCUUCACCAUUCAACAAGCUGCACCGCUCACUCCCGGUUGCAAAGAAGAAGAAGAAGGAAAAAAAAAACGAUGGGCGCAGUUUGCCUGAGCCUUCUGCUGCGUCUUGGUUCUUCAGCCCAGCUUGUUGAAUCUCCUCCCUGGUGACAAGAAUGGGUUCGUUUUAAGAAACUUCUGGGCUCUUUUUUUGUUUUUCUUCUUUCCAUCGACGGAUUCGCAGGCUCCAUUCCUUCCCUAAAAGUUGAUGAUGGCGCGUCCCGGUGAAUGCGUGAAGCUGAGCUCUAUAUGGAGGCUGCUUUGGCUCAUGAGGACUGUGGUGGAUGUCGCGCUGCCUCAGGAGACUUAUGCGCCCCAUUCCAUACGGACUGAGGGGCACCUGACCCUCGGCGGACUCUUCCCGGUGCACACCAGAUCGAUCGACGGCACGCCGUGCAGGGACCUGAAAAAGGAGAACGGCAUCCAGCGGCUCGAGGCCAUGAUGUACGCGUUGGACCAGAUUAACCAGGACGACCAACUCUUGCCCAACAUCACCUUAGGCGCACGGGUGUUGGACACUUGCUCGAGAGACACGUACGCCCUGGAGCAGUCGUUAACUUUCGUGCAAGCCCUGAUCACGAAGGACACCUCCGACGUGAGGUGCACGAACGGGGAGCCACCGGUGUUUGUCAAGCCUGAAAAAGUGGUGGGAGUCAUCGGAGCCUCGGCGAGUUCAGUAUCGAUCAUGGUUGCCAACAUCCUACGCCUCUUUCAGAUCCCACAGAUCAGCUAUGCGUCGACGGCCCCGGAGCUGAGUGACGACAGGCGCUAUGACUUCUUCUCUCGAGUGGUUCCUCCAGAUUCGUUCCAGGCCCAGGCCAUGGUGGACAUUAUCCGAGCCCUGGGCUGGACGUAUGUCUCCACCAUCGCCUCAGAGGGCAGCUAUGGAGAGAAGGGAGUGGAGGCCUUCACACAGCUCUCCAAAGAAGCAGGUGGAAUCUGCAUCGCCCAGUCUUUGAAAAUUCCCCACAACCCCAAGCUGGAGGAUUACGACAAAACAGUCCAACAACUAAUGGAAACAUCCAACUCGCGGGCAGUCAUCAUCUUUGCCAGUGAAGAAGACAUACGGGGAGUUCUCAAUGCCACCAAGAGGGCCAAUCAGGUGGGCCAUUUCCUGUGGAUUGGAUCUGACAGCUGGGGGGCCAAGAGCAGCCCGAUCCACCAGCUCGAGGAUGUAGCAGUGGGAGCAGUCACUAUUCUGCCCAAACGCUCCUCCAUUAAAGGGUUUGAUGAAUACUUUACCGCACUCACCCUCGAGAACAAUCGCCGGAACGUGUGGUUUGCUGAGUUUUGGGAAGAAAACUUUGACUGCAGGCUGCUCAGUGCCUCCAAGAGAGAGGAUACGAGUCGCAAAUGCACAGGCCAGGAGCGCAUUGGGAUCGACUCCAAGUACGAGCAGGAAGGGAAGGUGCAGUUUGUGAUUGACGCGGUGUACGCCAUGGCCCACGCUCUGCACAACAUGCAGCGAGACCUCUGUCCCGAUCAUCCUGGCGUCUGUCCACAGAUGGAGGCUGCAGAAGGAAAGGUUCUGCUGAGGUACAUACGUAACACCAGCUUCAACGGCAGUGCCGGAACUCCUGUUGUGUUUAACAAGAACGGCGAUGCUCCAGGACGCUAUGACCUGUUCCAGUUCCAGAUGACCAACUCCUCCACUCCAGAGUAUAAGGUGGUAGGACAGUGGGUGGAGUCUCUCCAGCUCAAGCUGGAGGAGCUUCAGUGGCCAGAUGGAGAGCAGGAGGUGCCCAUCUCUGUGUGCAGUCUGCCCUGCAAAACUGGACAGAGGAAGAAGAAAGUAAAGGGCAUGCCAUGCUGCUGGCACUGCGAGCUCUGUGACGGCUACCAGUACCAGUAUGACGAGACUUCCUGCAGACUGUGCUCUUACAACAUGAGGCCCAAUUCCAACAGAACCGCCUGCCAGCCCAUCCCCAUUGUCAAGCUGGAGUGGCAUUCUCCCUGGGCCAUCAUCCCCGUCUUCCUGGCCAUGCUCGGCAUCAUCGCCACCAUCUUCGUCAUGGCGACUUUCGUGCGCUACAACGACACGCCCAUCGUGCGGGCGUCGGGCAGAGAGCUGAGCUACGUGCUGCUAACUGGCAUCUUUCUGUGCUACAUCAUCACAUUCCUCAUGAUCGCCAAGCCUGACAUAGCUGUGUGUGCCUUCAGGAGGAUCUUCCUGGGCCUGGGCAUGUGCAUCAGCUACGCCGCGCUGCUCACCAAGACCAAUCGAAUCUAUCGGAUCUUCGAGCAGGGGAAGCAGACAGUCACAGCCCCUCGCUUCAUCAGUCCCACCUCCCAGAUAGCCAUCACCUCCAGUCUAAUCUGCGUGCAGCUGCUGGGGGUGCUGGUGUGGUUCGCCGUUGACCCGCCAAACACCAUCAUCGACUACGAUGAGCAGAAAACCAUAAACCCCAAGCUGGCCCGCGGUGUGCUGAAGUGUGACAUCACAGACCUACAGAUAAUCUGCUCACUGGGCUACAGCAUCCUGUUGAUGGUGACCUGCACUAUCUACGCUAUCAAGACACGGGAUGUACCGGAAGAUUUCAAUGAAGCCAAACCCAUUGGCUUCACUAUGUACACCACUUGCAUAGUCUGGCUGGCCUUCAUCCCGAUUUUCUUUGGCACGGCCCAGUCGGCAGAGAAGCUGUAUAUUCAGACAACCACCCUGACCAUCUCCAUGAACCUCAGUGCCUCAGUAGCACUGGGCAUGCUUUACAUGCCCAAGGUGUACAUCAUUAUCUUCCACCCUGAGCUGAACGUACAGAAGAGGAAGCGUAGCUUCAAGGCCGUGGUCACAGCUGCCACAAUGUCAUCACGUCUGUCCCAGAAGCCCAAUGAGAGACCCAAUGGAGAGGCUAAGACUGAGCUGUGUGAGAACCCUGCUGCUGACCCCAUGAGUCAAGCAACCAAGAAAACAUAUGUGAGUUACAACAACCUCAGGAUCUGAUCUGCUUGGAAAUGAAUGCUGUUUGUCCUUUAUCUGUGAUUGGGGGGGAAAGGAAAGGGAGCUGUAGGGGAUCAGAGAAAGGCAGGCAGAGACAGGAGAGAGAGAGAGAGAGAGAGAGAGAGCACAGGCAUCUCAGCACCACCUGCAGUACCUAUGCACUCCAGGACUGUGGAUAGCAUCCAACCUUCAUCCAGACAUGAUGCAUGAGUCCUGACAGAGGCUAGCACAGCUUUAGGCCGGUGUGGCUGAGUCGGCCUCCAGAACCAAACUGCAGGUUUAGAACUUGUGUUGUGGCCCCCUUCUCUCCCUCUGACUCAGAACAACUUGCCUGCUAAAAGGGGUCACUGUGAAUGAGGACAAACACACAAAAAAGAGGAAAAAAAAGGACAGUGGAUCUGCUUUCAAGAUAUUUUCUUUUGAAAUGUCAUUAAAGCCAUAUUCUCUUGGGGUUCCCAUUAUCUGAUUUCUGUUUUGUAUUGUUUCGAAGUGAUUUUCUUCUGUGCCUCUUUUCUCUUGAAGUUGAUUUAAUUACCUUGAACAGCAAGCUCUGCCACAUACAGUAUUUUGUUUUAAUGAAAUCAACUCAAAUCAGUCCCAAAUGAUUCUGUUCGCGUGAUGGGCAUUGUAAGUAUAUUUUUUGUAAAUAUUUGAGAGUAUUUUCAUGUUUGGAGUACAAAAAUAGAUAUCCAGUCUUUGUUCAAUUGGAUUUGGAUGGUAAUGAAAAGCACCACAAAGUGUUCACUUUGCAUGUGCCAAUGUAUGUUUGUUCUAUUUGAUGUAAACCUAAAAAAAAAAAAGAGAAAUAAAUUCUGAAAAUGAUAAUGAG